Dovyalis caffra is the source of this 3741-nucleotide messenger RNA. The record is from the annotation of a GenBank genome assembly. Lineage: Eukaryota; Viridiplantae; Streptophyta; Magnoliopsida; Malpighiales; Salicaceae.
AUGGGCGGCAAAGAUAGCAUGUUUCGGUACGCUGAUAGCAAAGACAAGGUCUUGAUGUUCUUUGGGGUUUUGGGCAGCAUUGGAGAUGGAUUGCAAUAUCCUCUCACAAUGUAUGUUCUUAGCCAUGUUAUCAAUGAAUUUGGAAGCUCCGGUAAAUCUGUGUCUAAUGAUACCAUAAACAAGUAUUCUCUCAAUCUGCUGUAUGUUGCAAUUGCUGUUGGACUUUCUGCUUUUGUUGAAGGACUGUGUUGGACAAGAACCGCGGAGAGACAGACUUCUAGAAUGAGAAUGGAGUACCUGAAAUCCGUCCUCAGACAAGAAGUUGGAUUCUUUGACACCCAAGAAGCUGGUUCUUCCACCACUUAUCAAGUUGUCUCAACAAUCUCUAAUGAUGCCAAUUCAAUCCAAGUAGCAAUAUGCGACAAGAUCCCCAAUUGCCUUGCAUAUAUGUCAACCUUCGUCUUCUGCCUCAUGACUUCUUACAUGCUAUCAUGGAAGCUUGCACUGGCAGCUCUUCCUCUCACAUUGAUGUUCAUUAUCCCGGGACUUGUAUUUGGGAAGCUCAUGAUGGAUGUGAUAAUGAAAAUGAUCGAAUCGUAUGGAGUUGCUGGCGGUAUAGCAGAACAAGCUAUUUCUUCGAUAAGAACUGUAUAUUCAUAUGUAGCAGAGAAUCAAACACUUGAUAAGUUCAGUCGCGCACUUCAACACACCAUGGAAUUAGGAAUAAAGCAAGGUUUCUCAAAGGGACUGUUGAUGGGGAGCAUGGGAAUGAUUUAUGUAGGCUGGUCUUUUCAGGCUUGGUUCGGUACUUAUUUGGUCACAGAAAAAGGAGAAAGAGGUGGUUCUAUCUUCGUAGCUGGAAUCAAUAUCAUCAUGGGAGGACUGAGUGUUUUAGGUGCACUCCCAAAUCUAACUUCCAUCACAGAGGCAAUGGCUGCUUCUACUCGUAUCUCUCAAAUGAUUGAUCGAACUCCUAGUAUAGACUCGGAGGAUAAGAAGGGCAAGGCUUUAUCAUAUGUAAGAGGAGAAAUUGAGUUUCAGGACAUAUAUUUUAAUUAUCCAUCAAGGCCUGAUACCCCAGUCUUGCAAGGGUUAAAUCUCAGAAUUCCAGCUGGUAAGACGGUUGGUCUUGUGGGAGGCAGUGGUUCUGGAAAGUCCACAGUCAUUUCAUUGCUCCAAAGAUUUUAUGACCCCAACGAAGGAGAAAUUCUCUUGGAUGGACACAAAGUAAAUAGACUUCAGCUCAAAUGGUGGAGAUCACAAAUGGGUUUGGUUAAUCAAGAACCAGUCCUCUUUGCAACAUCUAUAAAGGAGAAUAUAUUGUUUGGGAAAGAAGGAGCCUCGAUGGAAGAUGUGACCAAUGCUGCCAAGGAUGCAAAUGCUCAUGACUUCAUAACUAAGUUACCAGAUGGAUAUGAAACUCAAGUUGGUCAAUUUGGAUUCCAACUAUCUGGUGGCCAAAAGCAGAGAAUUGCCAUAGCCAGGGCUCUGAUCAGGGACCCCAAAAUCCUGCUUCUUGAUGAAGCAACCAGUGCACUGGAUACACAGUCUGAAAGAAUAGUUCAGGACGCAAUUGACCAGGCAUCGAAAGGAAGGACAACAAUCACCAUUGCGCAUCGCCUCUCCACAAUCAGAACAGCAAACCUGAUUGUGGUUCUUCAAGCAGGGAUAGUAAUUGAAUCAGGUUCUCAUGAACAGCUAAUGCAAAUAAAUGACGGACAAGGUGGGGAAUAUUUCCAGAUGGUGCAGUUGCAGCAGAUGGCAGCACAAAAUGAAGCUUCUAAUGAUGUCAAUUAUCACAAUGACGGACAUAGCUUCCAUAAGAUGAGUCCUGCACCAAGUCCACUUAGUGUGAGAAGAAGCACUCCUGGCACUCCAAUGUUAAGCCCCUUCAGCCCUGCAUUCUCUAUGGGCACCCCUUAUUCCUUCUCAAUCUAUGAUCCGGCCGAUGAAAGUUUCGAAGAUGACUUUUACCAACUGAAUUAUCCGGCUCCUUCGCAGUGGCGUCUGCUGAAAAUGAAUGCACCAGAAUGGGGAAGUGCCUUGAUUGGAUGCUUGGCUGCAAUAGGUUCUGGGGCAGUUCAACCUAUUAAUGCUUACUGCGUGGGAUCACUCAUAUCAAACUACUUCCUCGCCGACAAAUCCGCCAUCAUGCAAAAAUCCCACAGACUGUCCCUUGUUUUCUUAGGCAUCGCUGCUCUAGAUUUUACCACCAGUCUCCUCCAACAUUACAAUUUCGCAGUUAUGGGAGAAAAGCUGACAAAGAGAGUACGUGAGAAACUGCUAGCAAAGCUUAUGAGUUUUGAAAUAGGGUGGUUUGAUGAUGAUGAGAACACAAGUGCAGCAAUUUGUGCAAGGCUAGCCACUGAAGCCAGCAUGGUUCGAUCCCUUGUUGGGGACCGGAUGUCAUUGCUGGUUCAAGCAUUCUUCGGGUCACUGUUUGCUUAUACAGUAUCGCUUAUUCUCACGUGGAGGCUAGCCCUUGUGAUGAUUGCAGUGCAGCCAUUGGUUGUUGGGAGCUAUUAUUCAAAGAGUGUUUUGAUGAAAAGUAUGGCAGGAAAAGCACAAAAAGCUCAGAAGGAAGGAAGUCAACUGGCAAGUGAAGCUGUUAUUAACCAUAGAACCAUAACUGCAUUCUCUUCUCAAAGGAGAAUGUUGGGGCUUUUCAGAGCCACCUUGAGAGGUCCCAAAGAGGAGAGUUCUAGACACUCUUGGCUGUCAGGUUUUGGCCUGUUUAGCUCGCAAUUUUUUAACACAGCUUCUACUGCACUAGCUUUCUGGUAUGGUGGGAGGCUUUUGAUUGAAGAGUUAAUAUCCCCGGAGCACCUUUUCCAGGCAUUUUUGAUACUGCUCUUCACUGCUUAUGUCAUUGCAGAAGCUGGAAGUAUGACCAAUGAUUUAUCGAAAGGAGGGAAUGCCAUUCGAUCAGUGUUUGCAAUCCUAGAUAGGAAAAGCGAGAUUGACCCAAAUAACUCUCGGGGUGCUUCGGACAUCAAAAAGAAGUUAAAGGGCCAAGUAGAGCUCAACAAUGUCUUCUUUGCAUAUCCAACUAGACCAGACCAAAUGAUCUUCAAGGGGUUGAACCUUAAAAUAGAUGCAGGGAAGACAGUGGCACUGGUUGGGCCAAGUGGUUCUGGAAAGUCUACCAUCAUAGGACUUAUCGAGAGGUUUUACGAUGCCAUGAAAGGAACAGUUCUUAUUGAUGGACAGGACAUAAAGAGCUACAAUCUGAGAUUGCUGAGAUCUCAUAUUGCAUUAGUCAGUCAGGAACCAACACUGUUUGCUGGCACUAUCCGUGAAAAUAUUGCCUAUGGUAAAACGGAUGCAAAUGAACAUGAGAUACGGAAGGCUGCAGUUCUUGCCAAUGCACAUGAAUUUAUCAGUGGAAUGAAAGAUGGGUACGAUACCUACUGUGGAGAAAGAGGAGUUCAGCUGUCAGGAGGUCAAAAACAAAGGAUAGCACUUGCUCGUGCCAUAAUCAAGGACCCCUCAAUCCUCUUGUUGGAUGAGGCAACUAGUGCACUUGACAGUGUGUCAGAGAGCUUAGUUCAAGAGGCACUUGAGAAGAUGAUGGUUGGCAGAACAUGUGUAGUCAUCGCUCAUCGGCUCUCAACGAUACAGAAAUCUAACUGCAUUGCUGUUAUCAAGAAGGGAAAAGUUGUGGAAAAAGGCUCACACGGUGAGCUAAUGAAAUUGGGUCAUGGAGGAGCAUACCACUCUCUGACAAAACUACAAAGCUGA